AAAGAUAAUUUUAUAAUUAGUAUACAUAAUGAAAAAUUGUGAUAGUAUCUUGUUAGUUGUUUAUUUACAUAUGAUGAAAUUUUACAGAAUUUUUAUUUUUUUAUUUUUCAGUCAUGUCUGGCUUGCAAUGGAUGAUGAUGGCCAGAAACAGAGACUGCUUGACGUAAUAGGAGAUCCCCAUUUACUAGAAACAUUCUUAGAAAAUUUUCCCAGCUCGAGUUUUCCCACUGAUGGUGGUCUCCUCUGGCAGGGCUUAGACUCUCCUCGCUUCGACAAUGUGACCUCCUCCACGGAUUCCGGGCUGGUUAGCAGUUGCCUAGACAGUCAUGUUUUCGAUGGCCAGUUCCUUGGUCAAGUGCGAGGGGGUAGUCAUCCCCUCAACCAUUCACAGGUGCCCACUCAUGUGUUGCAGCAGGUCCUACCCUCACCUACACUUCCCACUGGACCUCAGGGGGCACCACACCAGCAACAUCACCAAGCACAACAGCAGCAGCAACCACAAGACCAACAGCAACACCAACAGCCACAGUCACAACAGCAACAACACCAGCAGCAGCAGCAGCAACAGCAGCAGCAGCAACAGCAACAGCAGCAACAGCAGCUUCAACAGCAGCAGCAGCAUCAGCAUCAUCAUCAGCAUACUCAUCAGCAGCAGCAAAAUGUAGCACUUCAAACAUCUGGGGCUCCACUUGUAGUUGGAGCCCCAAACAGUAGUGGAGGAGAAGGAAAUAGGGAGAAUGACCAUCCAACUCUACAGCAACUACUGGCAUUUCCAUCCCAACAAACACCACAGCCACAAAGUCAGCCACAACCUCAGCAGCAGCAUCAGCAGAAUGCUGGAAAUGUAGGCCAUGGUUUACCCUCAGCAAUACUCAACACUAGUGCAUCUCGUCAUCCCUCCAUACAACAAGCUUCACAAUCACAGCAGCAGCUCUCGGUACAGCCCUCUCCUCGCACUGUUUCUGUCAGACCACAGGCAUCACCAGCAACUAAAGGCAGCCAGAGUGUUCUUCAAAGCACUCCUCAACCUACUACUCAGGUUAUAUCUCAGACUCCAGCCCAAAACUCUCCGCAAAUUAUGCAAGGUGGUGUUCAGCUUGUAGGUGGGUCGAACCAAGUUAUAACAUCAGGAGGACAAAUCCUAACAUCAGCUUCCCCUCAGCUUAUACAAGGCACUCAACUCCUCCAAGCACAUGGGUCCACACAGGUCUUGCCUACUGGUCAGCUGCUAUCGAAUGGACAAGUGUUGCAUAAUGGACAAGUCAUUCAGGGAGGCCAGGUGUUUCAUGGUCCACACCUGUUGCCUGGAGGGCAGUUAUUACAAGGUGGACAAGUUAUACAAGGCGGCCAAGUUCUUCAUGGAGGACAGCUUAUCCAGGGUGGCCAGGUGAUCAAUGGUAGUCAGCUGAUUGCCACUACCACACACAUGGCAACCAGUGGUGUAUCCGGAUUAGGUGCAGCUUCUGCACCAUUAUAUGUCACACCAAGUACACAAGCAAUUCAGCAGCAGCAACAGCAAACUCAUGCUGUCACAUUACAUCAAGCAGUUCAGCCUCCAACCCCAACUGCUUCACCAUUUUCUGUACUGAGCAAAUCUCCUGGAGCAGGACUGCCCCGCACAUCACCGAGCCCCUCGCCGUAUCAUCCAACAACGCCAUCACCACACCCAGCUGUACAAAGUCCUGCUCCAUACACGACACGUUCUCCAGCACCCUCUCCUCAUAGCAAUGCUAUGCGGUCACCUGCCCCACCUACCCCAUCUCCUGCUGCUACACCAACCCCACAAACGCAUAAUAUUACUACAAUAUCACAGCAACAGCCAACUGGAAUGAUUCAAGGUGUAAUGGGAAAUGUUGGGAUGGUGCAGAGUCUGAUGCCUCAGUUACCCCUGUCUCAGGUUGUUGGAUCAAAUGGCAUGGUGCUGCCUCAACCAGGAGUUCAACAAGCAACGGGGGGAAUGAAGCAAGUGGUUUCAGGAGGACAGUUAAUUCAAAUUGUGUCAUCACCUCAACCAACUCAACAAAGGCAACCUCUUACAACCCCUACACACAAACCGAUUCAACCAAAACAACCUCAGUUGCUACCGAAGCCUCCACAAGCUGCUGUUGUUGGUCAGCCUGCUCCACCACCACCAGGGAAGACCGUUAUGGGUGCUCGUCCCGUAACACCGGGGGGCCAGCAACCUAUUGUAAUAGGAGCACCAGGACAACAGCCAACAAUGAUGGCUGGACAACAAGGACUUGGAGGGUUUGUUAUUAAUCCCUCCUUACUUCAAUCAAGUCUUCAACAGCCUAUCCUUAUUCAGCAACCAAAUGGUGUGCUACUGGUUAGACCAUCGGGGCCAUCUGGAGCAGGGGGAGCACCUGGUCAAGCUCUAUUGGUCCCCAUGACAGGCCAGCACCAGAUGAUGAAUGCAGGGGCUAAACAUGGUCAACACCAGACUGUAGUGUUCCCAAGCAAUGGACCGGGAGGACCAGCUUAUGUGCUCCCACCAAAUGGGGCAUCAGGCUUAGGUGGUCCUGGGGUGAUGGGUGCACAGGGUUCACGUGGGCAUCAACCCAUUAUUCGAUUAGUAGCACCACAAGCUCCACUGCAGUUACAACAAAUCCAGACUCCUAAUGGACCUACUUUAGUAGCUGUACCAGCAGGUCAGACAGUCAAUUUGCAAGGUUUAUUAGCAGCUGGAGGUGCCACAAUGCGCACUUUAGCCCCACACAUGACUUCAGGUCCCCUACAACUUGCUCCCUCAUCAGUAGCUUCUAAUAUGACUCCUGUGGUGAGCAUGGGCCAUAUACAAAUGUCAGGGGGUGGGCAGCAACUUCAUGUGUCUGUUCCAGGGGCACCCCUUCAGCUGGCCUCCUCCCUCCCUUCCUCCCUCCCAUCUGUGAUAACCACCACUAAGCAAACUGUGAUAGAUGAAAGUGUGGCUCCUGCGUCCAUUGUGACAGCUUCUGAGGCUGGAACCCAUCAUCAAACUAUAACAGACUCUAAUAAAAAUACAAAGAAAAAGUCUAAAAAGAAAAAAAAGGAAAAAGAACCAAAAGAUGACAAAAUGAAAGGCAGAGGAACAUCAAUAAAUUUAAAUGAUAUUCUAAAAGAAACUGGAAUUGUUGGCGAUUUGAUGCUUUUCGACGACAAUGAACUUGGCUUAGGAGGGGAAGGAAUGGAGGGGGUGCAGGCCACAGCCCCGGCACCUCCACCACAGGUUAAUCCAGCAAUGGUAACUCAAGCACCCGUAUCGCUACCCGCCCCCGACAAUGGUGCUAGUUAUACAACGACGGGUGAAAACACCGGCCAUAUUGUAGUUGGUUCCUCGCAGCAGCACACACUGAUGGGAAUGGGCGGCUCUCUUGUGACGGGAACAGUGGUAACCAGCUCUCCAUCAGCUGGGAUAAUGACCAAUGCUGGCAUGCACGGUGGAAUGAGUUUCACGUUGGAUCCUAGUGGCAAAUUUAUCCUGGGCUCUGAUCCAACCAAGGCUCAUCUUGGAACCCCCACAGGAACAGCUACCCAGGUGGGGGGUUUGAUGAUACCUUCGUGCCAGUCACAGGUGCAGGUGAUCAGUGGAGCAAGUGUGGGACUGACAUCUUCCAUAUGCAAUGUAGCCAGUAGUGGGAAUGUGGCUAAUGUGAUGAGCUGUGGAAUGCCUACCGUCAUGGCCGGCAGCACAGGUACGGGAGUGGUUGGGCAAAAUGCCCUUCCUACCAUGGGUUCCUUACCAUCCUUCACUCAGCUCUUGACUCCCCCAACACAAGUUGCUUCCAAUGUUGUGGUUCAUGGUGCAGGUGUCACUACAAAAACUAAGCAUAUUCAGUUACAACAGACUGCUUCUAAGUUAACUCAAAUAACAACCAAGAACCAAACAGGAGCAGAUAUCUGUAGGGUAGCUCAGAACACUCAUCUGUUACAGGCACUGCACCUCCCUGCUUCAGAAAAGCCAACUCAUGCACCCAAUGGACAACCCUUUCUCACAUCAUUGUUUUCAGGGCAACAUCCAGGAAAUGGCAACAGUAUGGAGCAAUCGGGUGUUUCAGUGCAGGUGUCUGUUGCAGAUAGUGGACCUAUGCUCACUGUGGUUAGUGUGGGAGGUGUUAUGAGCUUACCCGACGGUAUGGUGUCUACUGGUACAACUUUUUCCUCGCCAGCUCCUCUUAGCAUACUGGUGCCCAGUCAAGCUAGCCAAGUGCCUCAGAGUUCUGCUGUGAUUGCGUCUUCUAGUGCUACAAACAAUAUUGUGUCUGGUGCUAUUAUAAGCCACAAACAGUUCGUUUCCAACUCUGCUCUCAUUCCACAACCUAGUGUAACGUAUACUAAUGCAGAAAGUGUGCCAGUGUCGCGAGGCCAUUCCCAGAUUGUAACUGCGUUGCAGCCAGAUAAUGUUCCUAGUCAAACAAGUAAUCAGUGUUCGUUUGUGACCAAAAAUGUUGAAGGCGGUAAUAAAACUCUCAGCUUUCAGAAUGAAUAUGUUGCUACUAUUCAAAGAGGUCAAAAUAUUAUAGAUAAUAAUAAAAAUAAAUCAAAAUCUAAUAAAAAGAAAAAGAAAGAUAGAGAGACUGAAUCUGUUUCAACAUCCACUACAAGUCCAGUGAUGGUUAAACAGAGUUUACAAGAGCGUUUAAAGUCGAACACGUGUACCAGUACAAGUGGAACCCAACAGCAACUGUGUUUGACGCCUAUACCUAAUGGGUUUAGUGGUCCUGCCGUUAAAACCGUAUCUCAAAGCGUUGGAAGCUCUACCCCUCCUGGCGCCUUGCCGCUUUCUGUAGUUGAAACUGGUGUCCAGAGUGAUAAUACAUCUGCAGUGGGGCCAACCAUCUCUGCUGCUCCUCCAGUGUCUAUCAUACCUUCCAUAACCAGUGCUGCCACAGCAACAGUUCAAGCGCCGUCGGCACCGACCACACCAACCGUAACAACCGCCACCACAUCUCAUCCACCUUCAGGAGUAGUAUUUACUGGGCCUAAGCAGCAAUUUAAACAAGUCAAGCACCUUAUACUUUCACAACAAAAUCAAGAGGCUCUAAAGAAAGUUCAUUCACAAAUCCAAGCUCUCCAGAACAAGAAGACUGAUCAGGAUACAGCGUGUCUCCAGCAGCUCUUUACAGAAUACCGGAAGAUUAUGGCAACAGGAAAACACGUUACUGUUACCACAACGCCACAACAACCUCAAAUAACUCCAACUCCAAGUCAGCCCACACCUGUACGCUACUCUCAUCCGGUGGGACAUAAGAUCAUCACACUGACUCAGUUCAAACAGCAAAUUAAACAUUUACCUCAGGUAGGAUUGUCUACAGAGUUAUACCCCUGUAUAUACCCUCCUCCUCCUCCUGCUGCAGUUGCUGCUGCUGCUGCUGUUGCUGCUGCUGCUGCUGCUGCUGCUGUUGCUGUUCCUCCUCCUCCUUCUCCAGCCAUUCACAUACCAGCACCUCAUCACUCUCCCAUUCCACAGGUUUCUUCAAGUGUAAGUUCAAGUAAAGGAAGUUUAAGUCCAGGAGCUGGAGCCAGCAUGCCCACCAUCACCACGUCGGCUUCUUCACCAACGGUGCCCACAACCUCUACCACCGUGUCUAAUUGUAGCACCAGCAAUACCCUUAACUAUUCUAGCAAAAUGACUCCCCCUCAGUGCUCUCCGGUAUCCUCCACUACACCGGCUGUCAGUCACGUUAAUGCCUUGGGGUCUUCUCCGAAGUCGUUAGUGCAGCCAGGGAUGGUGUUGCCUUCGCAGGCUUCGCCUCACCCCAGCUCAACGUCCGGAGUUCAAGAACAGUCCCCGAGCCAGACUAAGGCACCGUUAGCUUACAGCAUUACAAAGGAACAACUAUUUGAACAUCAGCUGAAGACUGACCAGAAUGGUGCUCUAAAUCCCGAUUAUCGUAAUCCAUUUAAAAAUAAAAUUGAUGCCUGUAAGCGUCUAAUCCGUUACCACGUGUUCAGUGAAUGUGCUCCGACGCCUCGGGAGUUGGCAGACUCCAAUGCUCAGUUUGAAUUACAAGCUGAAUCUCUUUUGAAAAAGUUUAAUAACAUGAAAUACAAAUAUCAAUCUCUCUUGAUCAAGGAUAGUAUGCGUCGUCAUGCGUCGUCAGAAACAGUGAUGCUGUACCGACUAUUUGUGCAGGAAGAUAAGACGAACAUUGAGAGGGAGAAAGCUGAUGUCCAGAAUGGGAAGAUAAUAGAUGUGCCACCAGGCCGAGUGUGCCGCACCAGUGGGGACACGUUGCCUCCUGACACACCUUAUCCUUGGGAACUAGAAUGGCAAAACCAAAAGAUCUACAAAUUUGAACCAUGGCAUAAAGAUGAGGAAGUGGAGGAGGAGGAUGAGGAAGAGGAAGAGGUAGAAGAAGUGGAGGAGGACGAGGAGCAGGAAGAUGAGGCGGAAGAACAUAAUCAAAACAACGGAAAGGAAGACAGCUUGAAGAUGGCUGUACAAGGUCAAGUGAAAGAGGAAGUGAAGCAGGAGGACAAGGAGGAAGAAGUACUAGAGGAUGAGAAGAGAGAAGCAAAGGCAAUAAAAGAAGAAACUGUUGAAGAACAUCAAGAGAAAGUGGUAGAAGUGGAGAAGGAGGAGGAGGAGGAGGAAGAGGAGGAGGAAGAAGAAAGUUAUAAAGAUUAUACAAAACUUGAGACUGAUGAAAAUGAUCUUAACGAGUUUGACGAUGACCAGGAAGGAGAAGCAUGCCUCCAGAUAUUUAUGAAGGAGGAGGAUGAGGAGGAGGAGGAGGAAGAUGAAGAAGAAGAACAACAACAACAAAAUCCAGGCAAAAGAAAGGAAGAGGAUAAAAGAGAACAAAGAUCUCCGGGUGCUAAGUUUGAGUGUCGUGAGCUAAGGAGUGACUCUGACAAUACAGAUGAUAAUAGUAAAAAGGAGUCUGAACACGAGGAGGGGUUAGUGAUUUGUGAUAAAGAAUUAGUGUCGAAUAGUAUACAAAAUAGUCCAGUAGAUAAUGAAGCGGCUGUGGUAGGUUACCCUAGGGAAACGUGGACGAAUUGUGACGAAAAUAUAAUAAGCAGACACUCUGAUCAAUCUCAUUCACCUGAUAUUCCUAGAACUCACAAUAAUAUUUCUAAAUCUAUUUCGUCUCCAAAUUUUGAAACGAGUGAAAAUAAUUUGUGUAAACAGACACAUUCACCUUCUUUAAGAAUAGUGACUGAUAGGACAGACAAAGAUAAAAGAAGGGAAAAAGUGGAAAAAGAUUAUAAGAAAAAAUCAGAUAGGGGUAAAGAUAAAGAUAAGGAGAGAGGACGAGACAGAGAGAAGGAAGAUAGGCCGCCUAAAAAACUGAAAAUCAAGGCCCUGGUGCCGCCUCUUCGCAUCAGGACUGACGAGAGGAGUAUCGGGCUCAAAUUAACGUUGAAAAAGCAAGAAGGUUCGGGGGCUUAUUACAGUGUAGGGGAGGAAAGAAAGCGGGAAUACCGAGUGGAACAAAAUGAAGACGAGGAGGAGGAGGACGAGUUGGAGGAUAUGGUUGUGAGACAGUUUGACGGGGAGGAGGAGGACGACGAGGAUGCCGAUGGAGACGGGCACGGUCUAAAAGAAGUGAAAGUAGUUCUUCAAGAUGUACUCAAAGACAAAAGGUUUAAAAAGCAAAUUGAGGAACGAAGUAGUAAAAAGAGAAGACGAGAAAAAGGUGACGAUAGAGGUGAUAGAAAUGAAAAAAGUGAUAGAAAUGAUAGAUAUAAUCCCCAUUGGUCAAAUUAUGCCCAACAGCUCCAUCCAAGUGAAGGAGAGAAAAAUUUUUCACAAUCUUCAAACCAUGAAAAUAGAACUUGGAACCACAACAUUGGUGGUAUUGAGUGGCGGAGAAGUGGCGGUGAAGGUGCUUCCAGCAUAGAUAAUUCUAGUGAUCACAGAACAAGAGAAUAUAGUCCUCGUUUAUAUACGUAUAAUGAUCAUUAUAGCCACGAGUAUACCAGCCGCCAUAAUCACUCUCAGCCAUAUGGGCAUUCUGGUAGUCAACCAAGAAACUCGCAUAGUUAUUAUUGAUAUAUUUCUUAUAAAUUUUUUAUGCAGAAAUUUUUUAUUCUAAUUUAUAAAACUUUUAACAUAAUCUUUACAUUAUGUCCUUUGCUGUAUUAAUAUAUAGCACAAAUACUCAAUGUUUAAGUUCACAAAAUUAGUUUUUAUGUGAAUUAACUUCUUUUACAUCUCAAGUUUGACACUGUAUUUGAUGGUUGUUAAACAUGUCCAUUUCAGUGUCAUUCGGUUUAACUUUAAAUUUCUUAAUCUAUAAAAAAAUUUGAGUGUGAUUGCUUUCUUUAUUAUUUAUAUGUCAUAUCAGCCUUCAUGCCUCUUUCUUUAUAUUGAAUCUAGUCUUUGCCCAUCUACCCCUCUGGACUGUAAAUAGCCAGAUAAUAAUUGCUCAGUAGAGAGUGACUUGUUGAAGAGUGAGUCCUUAUUGGUGACUCAAGUUCAUGGUUACUAUUAUAUUGGUGAGGUGAGCCUUAGUGGAAUGUUUACUAAGGGUCACUGUGGCUAAGCAAUUAACGGUAACAGAUGUAGGAACUUGGUCGUCCUGGAGGCAUCUUAAUAUGGGAAAUUGGAUUAAUAUUUUCCCAUAUGAUUGUCGAAUACGGCAGAAGAAUUUUUAAUACUUAAAAGCCCUGUGGUGUACCUAUGUUUCAGUAGGUGUAAAUGUUUUAUAGGAUCCUAUUAUAGUAAUUUAAAAUGA
Molecule: messenger RNA, 8663 nt
Organism: Procambarus clarkii (red swamp crayfish)
Lineage: Eukaryota; Metazoa; Arthropoda; Malacostraca; Decapoda; Cambaridae
Source: RefSeq, a predicted model, not a curated record